AUGAAAAAUAAGAUUAGGAUUCCUACGACGCGUUCUCAGACGUCUUUGAGUGAUGAAAAACUUACUAGCAAUUUAGAGAAAGUUGAUGCUCGAGAUUCAAGAAUUCAUGGUAAACAAUCGAACAACAUCGAGGAAAAAGAAACACGAUUGAUAUCAGCAGGAUUAACAAAGAAAAAGUAUGGUUCUGCAUCAAAUAAAGAGUUGAAAAAGGAACCAAAACGAACAAGACUAUCUAAUACAUCGCUAUCACAUAUUCCAGAAACUGCACAAUCACCAAAAGAGCAGUCAAACAAUAACGCAGACUCAUCGACUUCACCAAUGGAACACCGUGCCAAGGACGUCCCAUCUCUAUCAACUUCUAAUUUUAUUAAUGUUCUUCUUCUAGGCGAAUCUGGUGUAGGUAAAUCAACAUUUAUCAAUGCUUUUGUUAAUUAUCUCCAAUUUGACACUUUCGAAAAAGCUUGUUCGAGUAAACCUGUAGUACUCAUGCCUGUUUCAUUUCUUAUCACAAUUGGUGAUCAAUUUGAAGAACGAAUUGUUAAAUUUGGUGGCGAUGAUUCUAAUGAAGAUCAUAAUCAUCCGGGUCAAUCAGUAACUCAACAUUGUAGAUCAUAUGUUUUUAAAAUGAAUGAAGAAAUGAAUUUGAGAAUAAUUGAUACACCUGGAAUUGGUGAUAGUCGCGGUCUAGAUCAAGACGAUCUUAAUAUGCAAAAUAUUUUGUUAUUCAUCAAUAAUCUAUCACAUUUAAAUGCCAUUUGUAUACUUCUUAAACCGAAUGAAUCAAGACUGAAUAUUAUUCUUCGAUCAUAUUUCAAUCGUUUGCUUAAUUUUUUUGGUGAAAAUGCUUGCCAUAAUAUUGUCUUUUGUUUUACGAACACUCGAGCAACAUUUUAUGCUCCAGGUGAUACAGCUCGACUACUGAAAAAAAUGAUUAAUAGUGUACCAGAUAAACAUAUUCCAUUCAAUAAAUCGAAUACUUUUUCGUUUGAUAAUGAAUCAUUUCGUUAUUUGGUUGCUGUUCAAGAUGGAAUUAAAUUUGAUAAAUAUCAAGAAGAAGAAUAUCGAUCGAGUUGGAAAGUUUCAGUAACUGAAUCAAAUCGUCUUUUCAAAUAUAUUUCUGAAGAACUGACAUCUUUUAUUGAUAUUGAAUGGUACUCGAGUGAACAUUUACAACUUAAAGUUAAUGAAAUAAUUCGUCCAACUUUAGAAGCAAUGCGAAAUAUUCUUCGAAAUAUUACAUUACUAGAUGAAAAAAAAUCGAAAGCACUAAUAAAACUUAAAACUGUUGCUAUCUCACAGUCUUCAAGUAUUUGUUCUGAGUGCAAACGUACUCCUAAGGAAUUUAACGGAAUGUGGAUACUACCUGAUGAUUUACAUUUAGUUCUUGAAAGGACUAGCAAGUGCAAUUGUGGUCAUAUGAAACACAUUAAUGUCAAUUACAAACUUGAAUAUGAAACUUGGCAUGACGUGGAUCAAUCAUCUAUUAUUGAGAUGAAGUCGAAUUUCAAUCAACUUAAAGAAGUUAUUUUAGAGUUAGCUCAUUUUUAUGUUUAUAUUUCUAGUAUUUCAAAACAAAAGGAUUUUUUGUUGAUUUUUCUCAAUAAGAUAAUUGCUGAAGAAAGUCAAAUUUGUUCAGAAAAAGGUUCUCAAUGUCUGAACUCAAAUUUACGAAAGAAAUUGAUUGAAUUAAAAGAAGAAUACGAAAAGAAGCAGAAUGCAUUAAAAUCAAAUUGUCCAGCUAUCGAUGUAUCAAACACCUAUGAACUAAUUGAAAGUAUCGGUAUAAUUGAUGAGAUGAAGAAACAAUUGGAUGUUACCAAACAAAGUUUAGAAAAUCACUUGAAGAAAUAUGACAAGGAGAUUUCAUACAUAUUUGAAUGA
Messenger RNA from Rotaria sp. Silwood2, 1881 nucleotides. Lineage: Eukaryota; Metazoa; Rotifera; Eurotatoria; Philodinida; Philodinidae. The record is from the annotation of a GenBank genome assembly.